CCCCCCCCCUCCCCCUUGUCUCAGGGCCGCCCCCCUGCGCUGGUUAUGGUGACACCUGCUCGGGUGUUGUCCUUCCUCGGUCCGAUCCGUUGCCUUUCCCGGCUCCCGGCCGGUGCUCGCCCAUCAACUGCUGCCCUGGUGCCGAUUGCUCCCAUGUCCACCAAGCCCGGUAGCAGCCCUCCCGACGCCUCGGGCCUGAGCACGAUCCCCCACUCGGACUCGGACCUUGUCAGUGAUUUCGACCUGUCCGACGAGGGGGACUCUCGCGUCGAGGCGGAUGUCGCCGGGCCGUCCACUGGCGACCUGCCGCCGACCCCCAUCACCCGGGCCCCCCUGUCGGAGAGUGUGCGCGCGGCGCACGCGGCCGCUUGCCGGGCGGGCGAGGCGUGGUACGAGUGCCCGGACACGGGGUACUUCUCGCAGACGCGCGUCGGCCACCUGAAGCGCGGGUUCUGCUGCGGCUGCGCCUGCCGCCACUGCCCGUUUGGCCAUGUGGCCGUCGGCGCCGACAAGGCCUCGCUCAAGAUCGAUGGCAAGCGCCCGCCCGAUGCCCCCUUCGCCCCGGACAUCAGCGACAUGUUUUAGAUAAUACACACACACACACACACGCA
This is a messenger RNA of Fonticula alba, 611 nucleotides long. RefSeq lists its product as hypothetical. The transcript has 2 exons. Lineage: Eukaryota; Rotosphaerida; Fonticulaceae. The coding region runs from base 46 to 585 and encodes 179 amino acids. The record is from RefSeq and is a predicted model, not a curated record.